Molecule: messenger RNA, 1877 nt
Organism: Girardinichthys multiradiatus
Lineage: Eukaryota; Metazoa; Chordata; Actinopteri; Cyprinodontiformes; Goodeidae
Product: nuclear distribution protein nudE homolog 1-like
Exons: 9
Coding region: 131-1186 (351 amino acids)
Biological process (GO): microtubule nucleation; cell migration; centrosome localization
Cellular component (GO): centrosome; kinetochore; kinesin complex
Molecular function (GO): microtubule binding
Source: RefSeq, a predicted model, not a curated record
UUCGUUUGUAUUUGAUUGGAGAGUUCGGUGCUGCGUUAACGUAAAUGGAGAUUAGUUAGUGUGAGUCCGCUGAAUCCCUAAAAGCUAAUCCUUAUAUUGAUAAGCAGUCCUUUAUCUGUAGCAUGUGUUGAUGUUCCAGACGUAUACAGCGGACAUGUUAGAGCCAACAGCACACUCCUUUUCAUCCCUGAAGGAGGAGCUGGAGUUCUGGAAAGAGCAAGCACAAAAACACCAGCAAAGGGCGGAUGAGGCUCAGGAAGAGCUGCAGGAAUUCCAGCAGAUGAGUCGAGACUAUGAAGCAGAGCUGGAAACGGAGUUAAAGCAGUGUGAGGGUCGAAACAAAGAGCUGCUGCUGGACAACAACAGACUUCGUGUGGAACUAGAAAGUAUAAAGGAGAAAUUCGAGGCGCAGCAUUCAGAAGCCUUCAGGCACAUCUCAACACUAGAGGAAGAUCUGGCAGAGACCAAGGCAGUCAGAGACCAUCUGCAGAAGUAUAUCAGAGAGUUAGAACAGUCCAACGAUGACCUGGAGAGGACUAAAAGGGCUACCAUCAUGUCCCUGGAGGACUUUGAGCAACGCAUGAACCAGGUCAUCGAGAGGAACGCUUUUCUGGAAAGUGAGCUGGACGAGAAGGAGAACCUGCUGGAGUCUGUUCAGAGGCUCAAGGAUGAAGCCAGAGACCUUCGCCAGGAGCUGGCUGUCCGUCAGAAGGAGAGACGACCGUCCAGCAGCCUGGGCAAAGACUCGGAUCGGUCCGAAAUACUGUGCUCCUCCUCGCCGAACCCCUCCAUCCCCAUCAUGCCUUCCAAACCUGUGGGCUCAUACAUGACGCCCCCUGCCAGCAGCAUCCGUAGGGGGGAUGGUCUAACAGGAACCCCUCUGACUACAUCUGCUAGAAUAUCUGCACUGAACAUUGUUGGGGAGCUGCUGAGAAAAGUUGGGAAUUUGGAGUCAAAGCUGGCGUCCUGUCGGGACUUUGUCUACGACACGUCUGUGAACAGACCAGCACUUCCUGCCAGCCCAUGCAGUCCUACAGAUGUAGGUCCUGAGGUCCAAGCCAGCAGCUUCAGCCCUCCUCCUCAAUACGACAGUUUGGUGAAGCGGUUAGAGUUUGGACCAGCUCCUCCAAGAGGGGUCUCCCACGGUCUCCAGUCUCCUCAGGGAGGGGUCAAGAUCCUGCUGUAAGAUGGUUCACCUACUGUCCUCCUCCUCAAACUACAGAAACAGUACUCUGAGCUCAGCUGUCUUCCCUCGCUCAACUAGUUGAACAGAGAGGGCUCCGUUCUCAGAUUAGGAGAAAGCAGAGCGACUCCAUCCAUCAGUGCAUGGACUCCUGCUGCCUUAGGCUAAAUAUAUUAUCACAGGAAGCUGCUCCACAUUCUUAUGCAACCUUAAGGAAUGCAGAACCCACCAUUCAUCUCUUCCACUGUAUCUUAGUUGCUGUGUGGUGUCAAUGCUUUCUGUGAUUAAUCAAAGCACACGUUACUCUGACUGAAGCUGCUGCACCUGCCUGUUGACCGCGGCGUACAUGAGGAAGAGCGAUGGAGCCUCGUACAGGGACCAAGAACCUGAAGUUGGAUUUUAGCAAACGUGUUUCUGACCAAACCAAAGCUGUGAUAAAACAUAAAUCGAUAUAAAUCCAAAGGGUGGGGUUUUCUUUAUUAAAUAAGUAAUAAUUAAAAUCCCCAUACUUACCACCCUUGGAUUUUGGCCUGGGGUUGGGGAGGGCUUUGUGUGUACUGACGUGCUUUGAGUUUUGGUCCAUACAAGCUUCUAUACAAGGGCAUAAAGCCCCAUGGUUGAUUUCUCUUUUCCUCUAUGCUCUGCGCUCUCCAGCAUUAUUUAGAAAAUAAAAUAAAAACAAUUUACUGUUGAA